UUAGUCCUGUUAAAGAUGGACACUGACAGGGUCCAUGCAGCUCUACCUGACCCACCAAGUCAAAUUGAAGAAGAAAAAGUGGAGGAGAAGGCCUGUGGGAAUUUUUUUGCUGAGUUAGAAUCUGUGGAGUUGCCUCUAGGAACUACUUUAAGGUCCAUUUAUGAUGACCAGCCCAAUGCUCACAAACGGUUUAUGGAGAAGCUGGACGCCAGGAUAAGGAACCAUGACCGUGAGAUUGAAAAGAUGUGUAAUUUCCACCAUCAAGGCUUUGUGGAUGCCAUAACUGAACUUCUUAAAGUGCGUGCUGAUGCAGAGAAACUGAUGGGUCAAGUGACGGACACUAACAGGAGACUACAGGACGCAGGGAGAGAUGUAACAGCUCAGACAGAGGAAGUGAUUCGCUGUCGGAUCCAGCAGAGGAACAUGGCCACCACAGUGGAGAAACUUCAGCUCUGUAUACCAGUGCUUGAAAUGUACAGCAAACUGAAGGAGCAACUUCAUUCAAAAAGAUAUUAUGCUGCGUUGAAAACCAUGGAGCAGCUGGAGAAGGUGUAUAUUCCAAGGGUUAGUCAGUACAGGUUCUGCCAGAUCAUGGCAGAAAAUCUGCCCAGACUGAGGGAGGAAAUCAAAGAGAUCUCAAUGUCAGACCUCAAGGACUUCCUGGAAAGCAUCCGGAAGCAUUCCGACAAGGUUGGAGAGACGGCGAUGAGACAGGCGCAGCAGCACAGGACCUUCAACAGUGCUGUGGCAAAGCAGGUCCACACAGGACACUACAGCAAGCCUGUGUAUUCUCUGAGCGGACGCACACACACACACAUCUCCAACGGCCUGCUGACCCAUGACGACGCUGGAGACGAGGAGGAAGCAGAUGAAGAGGUUCUUACAGCUCAGGACCUGGUGGAUUUCUCCCCCGUCUACAGAUGUCUACAUAUAUACACUGUGCUGGGUGACAGAGAAACAUUUGAGAACUACUACAGGAAGCAGAGGAAGAAACAGGCCCGCCUAGUAUUGCAGCCACAGGCUAACAUGCAUGAGACUGUAGAAGGCUACAGACGAUACUUUAAUCAGAUUGUGGGGUUCUUUGUAGUGGAGGACCACAUCCUUCACGCCACCAGGGGGCUGGUCACCAGAGCGUUCACCGAUGAACUGUGGAACAUGGCCCUGUCCAAGAUCAUUGCUGUGCUCCGCACACACUCUUCUUACUGUGAUGACCCAGACCUGGUUUUGGAGCUGAAGAAUCUCAUAGUCAUCUGCGCUGACACACUGCAGGGUUAUGGUUUCCCAGUGAACCGACUCUUUGACCUGCUAUUCGAGGUCCGAGACCAAUACAAUGAAACACUGCUGAAAAAAUGGGCCGUGGUUUUCAGAGAGAUCUUUGAGUCAGACAACUACAGCCCUAUCCCAGUGGAAACGGAGGAGGAGUAUAAACUGGUGACCAGUCGCUUUCCCUUUCAUGAUCCUGAGAUUGAAAAGCAGGACUUCCCUAAGAAGCUGCCGAUGUCCCAGUCUGUCCCUCAGAUCUACACACAGGUCAAAGAGUUCAUUUAUGCCAGCCUCAAGUUCUCAGAGUCCCUGCACCGCAGUUCAACAGAGAUCGACGACAUGCUGCGAAAAUCAACCAACCUGCUGCUGACCAGAACUCUGAGCAGCUGCUUGCAAAACCUCAUCAAGAAACCACACAUAGGACUGACUGAGCUGGUGCAGAUUAUCAUAAACACCACUCACCUGGAACAGGCCUGUAAAUACCUGGAGGAGUUCAUAACCAACAUCACAAACGUUUCACCUGAAACAGUUCACACCACAAGACUCUACGGCUUAUCCACUUUUAAGGACGCUCGCCAUGCUGCAGAGGGAGAGAUUUACACCAAACUAAACCAGAAGAUUGAUGAAUUCAUUCAGCUAGCAGACUAUGAGUGGAGCAUGGCAGAGUCUGAUGGCCGAGCCUCAGGAUACCUCAUGGAUCUGAUCAACUUCCUUCGUUCUACUUUUCAGGUCUUCACACAUCUUCCGAAUAACAACAAUGACCAUGCAUCAAUGUCGGGGAAAGUGGCCCAGACAGCGUGCAUGUCAGCUUGUAAGCAUCUGUCUACGUCGCUUAUGCAGAUGCUUCUGGAUACAGAACUCAAGCAGAUCAGUAUGGGAGCCAUACAGCAGUUCAACUUGGAUGUCAUGCAAUGUGAACUGUUUGCCAGUUCAGAGCCAGUGCCCGGCUUUCAAGGUGACACACUCCAGCUGGCCUUCAUCGAUUUACGACAGCUCCUGGACCUGUUCAUGGUAUGGGACUGGUCAACUUACCUGGCCGACUAUGGUCAGCCAAACUCCAAGUACCUGAGAGUGAACCCAGCCACUGCGCUGGCUCUGCUUGAGAAAGUCUACAGGGGAAUGAAAGACACCAACAAGAAGAACAACAUCUUCUCUCAGUUCAGGAAGAACGACAGAGACAAGCAGAAACUGAUCGAGACUGUGGUCAAACAACUGAGGAGUCUCGUCAAUGGCAUGUCCUCCUAGAAUAAAGCAUACAUGUUAUUUGUAUGUGCAAUAACCAGAUAAGAUGAGUGAAACAUGCAUGCAUUCACAUGCACACAUAAAAAAAACCGCCCUGAACAAUAUUGGUUUAAUACACCACAGAGCAAUCCCAUGCAGAGGAUCAUAUUCAACAUACAAACAGCUGAGUUCUCAUACUUACUGGGCGCAUGGUCAUAGACAUCACCUGAAGGCUCAGCAUUACACUGUAUGUAAAAAGCCUGCAGGGAACCCCCUGCCAGCAAACAUGACAUCAUUUCCUGCCUCUGACUUCAAACCUGUCAGAGGAUUUCUGCUAAGUUAUGCACACACUCCAAACUAUUUACUGAACCCUCAGAGGCCUGCAGAGAAACGAUCCGUCAGCGGCUCAUUGGAGAUAAACUGUUUUGUACAUUUUUUUAAACUGGAAUGAUUGGAGAAGUAAACUGAGAGUAGGAAAUACAGGAAGUGACAAAGUAUCUGGGCAACGAACCCAAAGGUCCAAACGUACAUACACUCAGCAAGAACAUCAAGUUUGGCACCUGGAUUUUCUUCAAUUGGUGUCACCAAUUGUAUUUUAAUGUAACUUUAUUCUGAAGAAUCACAGAUCUUGUUAAUCUGAGACGAUGACGUCAUUUACUGAUCCACAGAUACAUUUCAGACUCCUAAAAGUAAUAACUGUGUGAAGGCAACAUUUCAGACUCAGUUACAUCUAAUCCUGUUUAUGUCUCAUUAUUAAUGAGUGAAAUAAGGAGAGUUUCAUUUCAACAACUGAGAUAACAUCCAUUUACUACACACAAGAAAUAUAUAUGUGUGCAUGCGGGCGUGUGUGUGUGUAGGUGUGUGUGUGUGUGUGUACAUGUAAUAGAAAUGUAAACUGAAUAAUUUAUUAUUGAUCUUUUUGAAGUUUGAGUUAUUUAUAUUAUUUUUAUUAUUCAGGAUGCUGUAGGUGUGUGUGCGUGUGUGUGUGUGUGUGGGUGGGUGGGGGUGUGUGUGUGUGUGCUUUGUGAGAGAGUACAGAUCAGAAAUUUAAGAGCAAAUCAACUUAUCCAAAUACUGUUGAUACGGUUUAUGUGGCAACAAUGAAUUAUGCUGAAGUUCUAUACAUGAAGUGAAAAGUGAAAAUGUGAAUGAUGAUGUCUCAGGAGACUGAUGUUCAUAUAAAACCUGUUUAGUUCUCCACUUCAUGGUGGCUUUUUGUUGUUGUUUUUCUGCCUUGUCAUAUUAGACAUUUCUGUCAGAUUUAUGGCACACCUAUUUUGUCUCCAUCUGUUUUUUACUCAGAAAUGUAGCUUUUUAUUUGCAUCCAUUUUUUCCACCCUGUGUGCAAAUGGAGUUAAAACAUAGAGCACAAUUCUCUCUCUUCACUUUAUUACAGAUUCUGGAUCAACCGAAGUUCCACAUGCAUAAAUAUUAAAGUGAAUCUUUGAAUAUAGGCUUUACUUGUGAUGUGAUUAUGGAGGCACAUUUCUGCUAUGAAACUCAGAACUGAUUUUUCCUGAACUUUUUUAUUUGCUCCUGUUUAUUUCUCUGGACUUCCCACACAGCGUCUGCUGCAGCAGGAAGUCCUCCCACUCCAUCAGUGGGACAGAUGCUUCCACAGUGGAGUUAAGAGAUGAUCUUUCCCAACUGACAUUGAUGACUUGAAAUCUAUUGCAGUAAAUGUUAACUAAACAUCUGCGACUUGUACUGAUACCAUUAAAUUAUAAUGUUUAA
Xiphophorus hellerii (green swordtail) is the source of this 4218-nucleotide messenger RNA. It is a transcript of the gene exoc6, whose product is annotated as exocyst complex component 6. The transcript is spliced from 25 exons. Gene Ontology annotation, biological process: intracellular protein transport; Golgi to plasma membrane transport; exocytosis. Lineage: Eukaryota; Metazoa; Chordata; Actinopteri; Cyprinodontiformes; Poeciliidae. Bases 16 to 2508 code for a protein of 830 amino acids. The record is from RefSeq and is a predicted model, not a curated record. Gene Ontology annotation, cellular component: membrane; exocyst.